AUGAGGACGCCUCCGCUUCCAUCGCCGGCCGAGGCUCCUUCGCCUGUCGCCGCGCAUCCUCACCAUCGUGGUCCUUCACAGCCAACCUCCUCCGGUCUCGCUAGCAGUUGCAAUGAUGGAUAUAAUGUGGAUGGGAAUAUGGCCUUGGAGGAUACUGGAAAAAAGGCUAACACUCAUCCUGCUCUGCCGCAUGAACAGAUUACGAAUUCGUGCCGUGUACCGCUGCCCAUCAAAGAGGAGAACCCAGAUUCGGGAAAAGGGUACCAGGAAGACCAGGGACGAAGUUUGCAGACUCUCAAAGAGUUACGGAGACAGAUGGAGGAAUUACUUGUCUACCAACAGAUGCAAAAGUCCCAGAACGAAAACGCAUCCACCGGUCGAGAAGGGUUUCCAUCGCGAACCGAUCCUGUGUCAUCCAACGCCCAAGAACCCCCGAGAAAACGACGAUUAUCCAAUGUCUCACCUCCGAAGAUCGCACCCUUAUCAACAGGAGCAAUUCCCUCUGCCCCGUAUUCCGACUCUCCCGGCUCAGGUGGCACGAUUAGAGCCGUGGAUUCAAACACCACGCCCGAGAACCCCCCCGGACAAACGCCAUCGUACCCUUUCCCCAAAAUGCAGCAGCCCCAGCCGACCGCAAGAUCAGGCCAGGACUCUGUGUUCAACAACAAUGGUCACUUUAAGCUGACGCUUCCGACCGAGAAAUUAAAAAUCCAUGGGACCCCACCGCAGGCCUCGGAUGAACGGCAGACCGUCCCGCUCAAAACCCCAACAUCUCACAGUGUUUUCAUGCCGCCACAGCACAAACCUGUUACAGAAGACCCUUUCUAUCCUAGCCCGAAUUUGUAUGACUUAACGUUGCAACUAAAUGCGGAACCUGGGUUGGAUGGAUGGUGGUCUAACGUGGUUACUAUUCUACAAACGUAUUAUGGAGCGGAGAGAGCAUCACUUGCCAUUCCGGGCGAUGCGACGGAUCUCGAGAAUGUGCCGUGGGGUCAAAAAGCAAUUUUCAACCAAAACGUUAGCAGCGAGUCCGACAGUCUACGUCUUCAAGAUCUACACAAUGAUGCGGCCAUCUGCAAUAAAUCACGGAAAGACGGCGGUGAUUCGGAAAAGAAGACCAAUGAUGCGGUUACGGGAAACAUCGCGAAAGGGCAAGGGCCUGUUCCAUCUCCCAUGAAACGUCCCCCGUUAUUGGCACGGCAUUCUUUUGCGGGAUUUGGUAAGGAUAGGAAACACCCGGGGGUACAGGAUUCGGAUCGAUCGCAACAUGUUUCGAAGAUGAAACCCACUUCAAAAUCAGAGACAAAUAAUGUGGAGGGCAUUUCGAACGAGGAAACAGGAUCGCGGGCCGUAUCUGCCAGAAAUCAGGAAGAAUCGCAGUCCUACGAUUCCUUGGGCGCAUCGCCGUACAAUUUUCGACAAGCUGUCUUCCCCAUACCCAGGCCUUUGGAGGUUGAAAAGGACCCUCUUAUCAAGCGGACAGGCGUCGUGAAGUUGUUUGGGCGAACGAAACCUGUUGUUUUGACCCGAGAAUAUGCUCACGAUGAAGGGGAGACUUCGCUGCCCCACGGCGAGGAACUGGAAGAUGACAAGGUUCAGAUUACACCGACUGCUGAGCCACUUCACCAACAAUCACGCUCUGUCCGCUCCGCGCGCGAUCGUUCCGCAUCAAAUCUUAGUGCAACUGGGCUUCAACAUUCGUCAAUCGAGUUCUACGAUGAAUAUGAGCAAGUUCCACCGUCCCCUUGGUCCCAAUCUCCCGCUCCAUCGCCAGCGCCUCGAGCGCAUGCAGAACAAAACCCAUUUUUUACUAGUCAUGCUGUAGAUGAGGAGGCUUUUGCUAAACACCCACCUCCGCAUGAUUAUUCCAACUUGGAGCCCUUAGCAGCAAUUGGUGUCGAUUUAGCCAAGUCUGUGGUUCAUAUUCCUCUUCUGCAUGCAGGGCGUUCUAAACAACUUUCUUCAUCCACUCUGAGAUUUCCCGUCGCUGUCAUAUCGAUAUUAUCGCCAGUAAUACCUUAUCCUUCCAAUUUAAGGCAGUCGCUAGCCUACCUCAUGCCUCACCUUACUACUUCAUUUUGCCUGGCUCAACAAUACAGCCAACUUGAGCGGCAAUUCGCUUCCCGCCUCGAAACACCACGCUAUGGACAUCUUCUCGGCCUUGGCGGAACAUUUUCUGAUGAGAGCAGUGAAUUGGAGCUUGUCGCUGGCCUCAGUGGGCAUGUUAGUUAUACAUUAGCUGAGGACGGCUCUCUAUCCGCCCGUGCCAGCCUCUCUAGCCCCGAUGAAAAGUCAAAUUCCACAAAACUCAGUCCUGCUAUAUCGGGGUUUGGCACACCCGGGUUUGAUUUGAAUAAUAUUGGAGCUGGGAAUACAAAGGAUUCCGGCGAAUCUCCCAAUUUAACUACCAAAGCUAACAGCGACGCUGUGGACAGUUACUUCAAUGUCCAGCAGUCGAGAGGUUUUCGCGAGGCCAUUGCCCAACAUCGCAACAGGCUGUCUAAAGUGAAGCAAAACGCCGCGUCCUCGACACCUACGUCUCCCGGAAAGCCAUGGGGCAAACAAUCUGGAGAUGAAGAAACGGUUCCUCAAGACCCUAAUCUCGCGGUUGCAUCUCCCCUACAGGAACUCAGAGCUCCUCCAGUCAUAUCACCAACUCAAAACCCUUCCCGCCAUCCCUCAACGAACUCCUUCUACGCCCAUCUACAACGGGAGCUGCCCCGCCCGUUCUCUGAUACCGUGGCUCAGCUAAUGCUGAACUCGGUACCUCUGCACCUGUUUCUCGCCAAACCCCAAAGUGGAGAAGUGAUUUGGACGAAUGCCAAAUUCGAUGCCUUUAGGAGGAGUCAGCCCCAAGAGCAAAAAUUGAGAGAUCCGUGGCAGAACAUUCACAACAGUGAACGUGAGCACGUCUCCCAAGAGUGGGAAAAUGCGCUACGGACUGGAUCACAGUUCACGGAACGGGUACGGGUCAAGCGAUUCAAUGAUGAAUCAGCAUAUCGCUGGUUCAUUUUUCGGGCAAAUCCUCUGCUUUCUGCUACAGGAGAGGUUUUAUAUUGGAUUGGUUCUUUCCUUGAUAUACAUGAGCAGCAUAUUGCAGAACUGAAAGCUACGCAAGAGAGGGAGAAAUUCGCAAUAGAUGCUAAAUACCGAGCGUUUUCCAAUUCGAUUCCGCAGGUAGUGUUCGAGGCAGCCGAAUACCGUGGCCUUAUCUUUGCGAACGAACAAUGGCAUUUGUAUACCGGCCAGAAGCUUGAAGAAGCGUUGAACUUUGGGUUCGCGAAACAUGUUCAUCCCGAUGACCUAGAGAAGUGCGGCGUGCUAUCUCUCCAGCUUCUCGAGUCCCUUAACGGAUUGAUUACGAGCGAAUCGCAUGAGUCAUUAACCGAAUCUGCAAAGGCAAAGGCAGCUUCUCCCGAGCGACAUUUCAGUCAUGGCGUCAAACCUGCGUUGGACGAGCUUGUAAGGCGCGGGGUGGCAUCGGUACAAAAGGAUGAAAAUGGACGUGCUUUCUAUUCGACUGAAAUUCGCCUUCGGUCUAAAGGAGGUGAUUUCCGUUGGCAUCUUGUCCGCUUGGUUAGGGUUGAGACCAGCAGUUUUGGCAGUGGUGAAGCUUCAUGGUACGGUACCUGCACUGACAUUAACGACCGAAAAAAUCUGGAAAGGGAGCUCAACAAGGCGAUGCAACAACUCAACAACCAAAUGGAGUCGAAGACGAAAUUUUUCAGCAACAUGUCCCAUGAAAUAAGAACGCCGUUGAACGGAAUUCUUGGGACAAUCCCAUUCAUUCUCGAUACACAGCUUGAUACCGAUCAGAGAAGGAUGCUCGACACGAUUCAGAAUAGUUCGACCAAUCUACGUGAACUGGUUGACAACAUCCUGGAUGUAUCCAGGGUUGAGGCCGGCAAGAUGUCAAUGGUCAACUCGUGGUUCCAUGUCCGGUCAGUGGUCGAAGAUGUGAUAGACACUGUUGCAUCUAGGGCGAUCGAUAAAGGUCUCGAAAUCAAUUAUCUCAUGGACGUGGACGUACCUGCAAUGGUGAUUGGGGACAGGUUUCGGAUUCGACAAGUGCUCAUCAACCUUGUCGGCAAUGCGGUCAAGUUUACCACGCAAGGUGAAAUUCACAUAUGCUGCUCUCUUCACAACAACCCCUCGGCUGUUUCUAAGGAAACGGAGCUCUUAUUGAAUUUCGACGUUGUCGAUACUGGGAAGGGUUUCAGUGCUAGGGAUGCUGAACGUCUGAUGCAGAGAUUUAGCCAAUUAGGGCAAAAUGGCUCCCAGCAGCAUGCUGGUAGUGGGCUUGGGUUGUUCUUGUCGAAGCAGCUGGUCGAAAUGCAUGGUGGGAGAUUGACCCCCAGCAGCAAAGAGGGUCAAGGAGCCAAGUUUUCGUUCUACGUCAAGGUGGAUGCCCCUCCCCCUCCAGCACCGACUCCGGAUGAACCUCGACUUGUUCGGCAGUCCUCAAACAUUUCCGAAGCGCUUGGAGUUCAGUCCAAGCCCAAUUCUCUACACAAAAUGCUCUUCUCAUCCAGGGACUCCAUUGAUUCCAAAGGCCAUGAGGCGUCUGAUCUUUCAUCUGCCCUCGAAUCUUCAAUUUCUCAACCAUCUCCCAAUGACUCUCCAGUACGCUUUAACACCAACUUUUCCGAGCGUUCUUCAUUCUCCUCCGCAUUACCGACCCCCGAGAUUCACUCCGUCGAUCCUCUCGCCAAAAUGGACCUCGCAAAACCUGCUCCUAGCCAGUCUGAUGAGCGACUUAGUCCAGCGACGCCUUCGAAUAACGGUCCAAUUGCUCGACCUAGCUCAUCUGGCUCGCAAGACUCGCUAGCGCCGACCAAGAAUCCAGGGCCCGAUCCAUCGCAUCCACAAAGUUCAUACUCGAUACUGAUUUUAUGUCCACUUGACAACACUCGCAUGGCCAUAAAGCAGCAUAUCGAGCAGGUGGUUCCCCAUGAGGUCCCAUUCGAGACCAAAUCCCUGCCGGAUGUCGAGGAUUGGAGAGACUCGGUGAAUGCCAGUUCUGGGUCGAGCAUCACACACUUGGUUCUGAACUUGCCCGGCGUCGAUGAUGUUUUGGAUGUCGUUCAGUAUGUUGCGGAGUGCGAGCUUAGCGCUGCUCCUACUCUUGUCAUCAUUUCGGAUCUUUACCAGAAACGACAAAUCAAUGCAAAGAUCAAGGAAUUGUCUUCGAGCGGAAAGCGUGUGUAUAUGGUACCGAAGCCGGUUAAGCCUUCUGCAUUCUCGGCCAUAUUCGACCCUGAUAACCGACGUGACUUGAGCAAGGACCGCAACCAGGAUAUGGCAAGGGAGAUCAACAACAACUUCAAGACAAUGUCCAAAAUGGUGAAGGAGGUCAUUGGUAAUAAAGGCUACCGGGUAUUACUUGUUGAGGAUGAUGAAACAAAUCGCAUGGUUAUGUUGAAAUACUUGGACAAGAUCAAGAUUAUGGCUGAAACCGCAGCCAAUGGCCAAGAAUGCACGGAAUUAGUCUUCUCCAAGGAACCGGGAUAUUACUCUCUCAUCAUAUGCGAUAUCCAAAUGCCCGUGAAGAAUGGAUAUGAGACCUGUCGCGACAUUCGUGGAUGGGAGCUUAAGAACCAUUACCCUCAAAUCCCGAUCAUGGCUUUAUCCGCCAAUGCAAUGACAGAUCAGAUUGAAGACGCCGCGCGCGCUGGCUUCAACGACUACGUCACCAAACCCAUCAAACACAAUGAACUCGGCAAGAUGAUGAUGGGACUACUGGAUCCCAACCGGCCUCUUCUUCUACUUCGAGACCGCCUAAAACCUCACAACGACGACAGCCAACGUGACGAAUGA
Molecule: messenger RNA, 5817 nt
Organism: Aspergillus wentii DTO 134E9
Lineage: Eukaryota; Fungi; Ascomycota; Eurotiomycetes; Eurotiales; Aspergillaceae
Gene: pkhB
Product: putative sensor histidine kinase/response regulator
Exons: 3
Coding region: 1-5817 (1938 amino acids)
Biological process (GO): phosphorelay signal transduction system; protein autophosphorylation
Molecular function (GO): phosphorelay sensor kinase activity; histidine phosphotransfer kinase activity
Source: RefSeq, a predicted model, not a curated record